This is a messenger RNA of Mercenaria mercenaria, 2895 nucleotides long. RefSeq names its product actin-related protein 6-like. Gene Ontology annotation, molecular function: nucleosome binding. The record is from RefSeq and is a predicted model, not a curated record. The coding region runs from base 66 to 1259 and encodes 397 amino acids. Gene Ontology annotation, cellular component: Swr1 complex. NCBI's taxonomy places the organism in Eukaryota, Metazoa, Mollusca, Bivalvia, Venerida, Veneridae. The transcript has 12 exons.
CGGUGAUGAUUUGUUAAGACUUUACCCAUACCUAUGCCAAGCGUCUCAUCACAUCGGAUUUCAAAAUGGUGGUUCUGGUGCUGGAUAACGGAGCCGGUUGUGCAAAAGUGGGUUAUUCAACUGAUACUGAGCCAAAAAUAAUUCCAAAUUGUGUUUCAAAAGCGAAGAAUGUCAGGACAAGGAUUUUCAUUGGUGACCAAAUAGAUGAAUGUAAAGAUCUGUCAGGACUGUAUUAUCUCCUUCCAUUCCAGAAGGGCUACAUGGUAAAUUGGGAGGUUGAGAAACAGGUUUGGGAUUAUACAUUUGGUAAAGAAAAGAUGAAAGUUGAUUUCAAUGAAACUAGUAUCAUCUUAACGGAACCUUACUUCAACUUUACCUCUAUACAAGAAGGAAUGAAUGAAGUUUUGUUUGAAGAAUAUGGAUUUAAUUCGGCAAUGAGAACUAAUCCAUCAUUUCUAAGCCAGUACAAGUUGGGUUGUGAUAAUCCAGACAAGAAACUGUGUGCUCUCAUCCUUGAUACAGGUUACUCUUUCUCACACAUUGUACCAUACUGCAUGGGAGAAAAACUUAAAGAUUCUAUUGUAAGAAUUAACAUUGGAGGGAAAGUGUUAACCAACCAUCUAAAGGAAAUCAUUUCAUACAGACAGUUGAUGGUAAUGGAUGAAACCUAUGUGAUCAAUCAGCUGAAGGAAGAUGUUUGUUAUGUUUCAACACAGUUUAACACAGAUAUGAAAACUUCAAGGAAGAAGGGAGCAGAAAAUACAGUGAUGCGUGACUAUGUGUUACCUGAUUACACACAUAUAAAGAGAGGAUAUGUUAGACCUCAGGAGGAGACCACAGGCAGAGCACAGGGAAAUGAACAGAUAAUUAGAAUGAACAAUGAAAGAUUUGCAGUGCCAGAGUUAUUAUUCCAUCCAUCAGAUGUUGGUGUACAAGAAAUGGGCAUUGCAGAGGCAUUAAUACAUUCUGUUGGUUCUACAGAACCUGAAGAGAUGCAUCCACACCUCUACAGUAAUAUUUUAACAACUGGAGGAAAUUGUCUCAUUCCUGGAUUUCAAGAAAGAUUUCAUAUGGAUGUACGAAGUCAGGCUCCUGAUGAGUAUGGUAUCUCGAUCACAUCUCCCAGCAAUCCAAUCACAUAUGCUUGGGAGGGAGGAGUGCAGUUAGCUAAUGAUCCAGAAUUCAUAAAAAUGACAGUAACACGAGAGGAAUAUGAAGAGUAUGGACAUAGUAUAUGUCAUGAAAGAUUUGAUUCAUGACACACCUGCUCACUUCCUUGGAGGUUACAUUACUGACAAAGCAAACUUUGAUUUUGUCACAACUGUUAUUGGUAAAAAUACCAAACCAAAAUGCAGACAGCAUUUGCAUGCUUGUCAGGGAUAUAUUGAGAGUUGAAGAAAGCUGUGUAACAUAAAUGUACUUUGAGCUACCAUUCUGAAAUAUCUGGGAUAUUUUAUUAAGUGAAGCUGCCAUUCUGAAAUACCCGGUACCUGGGAUAUUUGAUCAAGUAAAGGUUUGCCGAGUAAUUAACAGGAAUAAUGGCAGUCCAUACACACUGAUACAUUUUCCUUUGGUUGACCAGGAAGAUAGUGCUCAGAGCCAAAUAUCUCUCAUUUCCAAACCACCACAGGUGUUCACUAACUGCAGAAGGAACAGAAAAAUACAUUGUCAAUGUAAAGUAUUAUUGCCAGUGAUGUUAAACUGCCAAUUUACGUACAUUCAAUUGCACUUCUUAUAAAUAUGCUGCCAAGUUUGUUGCUGCCUCAAUACUGUUUUUGCAUUUAGUUUAUUAUUUAGUGCUUUUUUUAACAUAAAAUUUACUAUCCAGGACAUUGUAUGCCUAUGUACUGGACAAGAGCCAACUUUUUAUAGCAUUUUUACCUUUAUAAGGGCAUAUACCUGAAAACUUUACUGAUUUACUCAACAUGUUUUAAUCCAGUAAAACACCUGCUGGAAUUGAUAGUAAUAGUUUUGUCCCCGAUACUGCCACAGUAAUUGCUUUGUCAUAAAUACGUUGCAUUUAUUUUACAAGAUGUACAAGUAUUGUACUUUAUAGAGUUACGAUAUAGAUGAUCUUGACAUUGACAAGAGGGUCAUGAUGGCCAUAGAUUGUUUACAAGUUUCACAUCUAAAACAGGCAACGGCUUUGGUUAGAAAUCAUCUAAGAAACAGAUUUGCCAGAUUACAUUGAAAACUGGCCUUCACAUUCAUAUGAUAGUUUGAAAGUUUUCCAUACAGCCAUAAAAAGACAGACUAGCCCAGUCCUGCCUGCCAUGUUCAUUUUGAGAAAUUGGGAUAGCUUUAACAGUUUUAAUAGAGGGUUAGCCAAGGAACAUUUUUAUGCAAUCAUACAAAAUUGGACCUUUGGUAUAGGAUAUGGGGUUUGAUGAGAGUUCUAUUUUCAGUUUUGAUGGCCAUGUUUUUUUGACAACCUCUCGUUUCAGUUCCUGUUACUGGAUAUUCUAUGUCUAUCAUAAUCAGGAAAAAUAUUAUGUAGAACUCUUCAUGAAAUACUGACCACUUUAUUAUACGAGAAACAAAGUAAUUGUUUUUGUUACAUUAUUUCAGUUGACUGGGCAAGCUUCAUGUAUUCCAGUUUUUUAUUUUACAUGUUUCAGAAUCAAGUCAGCAUUGUUUCUAAAGUAUAUAUUCCGAGUUCUUUUCAUUACUGUUUCAUAUUGAUUUUUUUUUUUUUGCAACAUCGUAAUAUUUUUGUUAAAAGAAAAUACUACAAUGCCAAAUACUUUUCACAAAAGAUUUUGUAAAAAAAAAUAUAGGAAUUUGUAAAUGGCUUUACUCGAAUAGAACAGGCAUAAAAUUCAUAAUAAGUUACCAGUAUUUGUAUGAUGAACUAAUGAAAAAUAUCAACAUACCGGUAAAUAAACUGAAAAUGAA